Molecule: messenger RNA, 543 nt
Organism: Meyerozyma guilliermondii ATCC 6260
Lineage: Eukaryota; Fungi; Ascomycota; Pichiomycetes; Serinales; Debaryomycetaceae
Product: Rab family GTPase
Exons: 1
Coding region: 1-543 (180 amino acids)
Molecular function (GO): GTP binding; GTPase activity
Source: RefSeq, a predicted model, not a curated record
AUGUACGAUACUUUUGACGAUCAGUACGCCGCCACCAUCGGGAUCGAUUUUUUGCUGAAAACCAUGUACUUGGAAGAUAACAGAACCAUCCGGUUGCAGUUGUGGGACACGGCGGGGCAAGAAAGGUUCAGAUCAUUGAUCCCCUCAUACAUACGAGACUCGCAUGUGGCGGUGGUAUGUUACGAUAUUACCAACAAAAAGUCGUUUCAGAACUUGGAAAAGUGGAUCAACGACGUGCGCCUCGAGCGUGGCGACGACGCUAUCAUUGUGUUGGUGGGAAACAAACUUGAUCUUAAAAAUAAGCGCCAAGUGACUGCCGAAGAGUGUGAAGAAUUACAUAAAAAGGUUGGAAGUAAAUUUUACAUCGAGACGUCCACGAAAGCCAAUCAUAACGUCAAGUUGCUCUUCAAGAAGAUUGGUCAAUGUCUCCCAGACUCCAGUGACGGCGAAGGCAAUGGCGACUCCCAAAAUGCUGGUAACACUGAGACCAUAGAUAUCACCGUGAACCAGAAUCCCGAAGGACAGAAGAGUGGUUGCUGUUGA